AUGGCCUCACUCUUUCAGCUUCCAGAGGAGCUCUUGCUGUCGCCUCUGUUUGAGCGCUACCCCUGUCGCGAACAGCAGAUUCGGUCUCUGGCCACUCUCCUUCAUCCUACCGCAGCGCCAUGCCAGAACCUGGUGGUAUACGGCACCGAAGCCACUGGCAAAUCGGCCGUCGUAGAGUCACUUCUCCAGAGUCUCUCCGAACCCCCAAACGAAGAGUCGCAAGAGGAAUCCUCUCUCAAAUAUGCCAUCGUCAACUCCAUACAAUGCAUCACUGGACGACAUCUAUUCGAAAGGACUGUAGGGGCGGUUGUGGACGCGAUAAAAUGGGAAUCGCCCCCGAAGAAGUGCGAGUCCAUGGCUCAAUUGACCGUCGAGCUUUGCAAGAUGCUUAAAUACACCGAAAGGCCUGAAGGUUGGAGACUCGUACUUGUCUUCGACUCAAUUGACCGCCAAAGAGAUGGCCCUGGCACCCUUCUGCCCGCACUGGCAAGGUUAUCUGAAGUAAUACCAUGCCUGACGUGUGUCUUCAUCGUCACCGCACCAACUCCCUUCUUUCUGCGCUCCUCCUUCACACCACAUAUCCAGUUCCCGAACUACACCAAGCAAGAAUUCGUAAAGAUUCUGUCCAUAACCCCGCCGCCACCGACCCCGACCACAACGCAAGACGACACAAAUUUCCUGUGGACGCGCUUCUGCGGCGCCGUCUGCGAUGCCCUCACAACCUCCGCGGCGCGAACAUUGCCCUCAUGCAGACACAGCUGCGAGGCCCUCUGGCCGCGAUUCGUAGCCCCUAUCCUGGCAAGGACUCACGGCCCCCGCGAGUUCUCCAAGCUCCUCAUCGCUUCCCGCGUGCACUUUCAGGAUGAAUCUCUCCUGAACCCGGGCAUCGUUUCCAUCAGACCCGGAGCCACGACCUCAGGGCCAGCUGUGAAUGGCACCGGCGCACCCCCGGGCACUCCUUCAAAACAUGCCGCUCAGCAGGUGCCGAACCCGCCGACGACGGACCUGACAAGGCUGUUGCCGACCACGGCCCGUCUGCUGCUUCUCGCGGCAUACCUAGCCUCUCACAACGCCGCGAAGCACGAUCUGGUCCUCUUCUCGACCUUCCACCACGGCCGGAAGAAGCGUCGAGGAGGCGGUUUCGUGGCGCCGAAGCGCGGACGCCCCAGCAAGCACCGCAAGAUCUCGCGGAAGCUGCUUGGUGCUCAUGCUUUUGUUCUAGAGCGCAUGCUGGCCAUCUUCGCGGCGUUGCGAGCUGAAUGGGCUGCUGAUAGCAUAUUCGGCAGUGGCACCGCGAGCGUCGUGGACGGCGAUGUCGGCAUGGCGCUCUCUACCCUCGCUAGCUUGAGACUGCUGAUGAAGGUCGGCACCGCUGGUGAUCCCAUGGAUAGGGGCGGCAAGUGGAGGAUCAACGUAGGGUGGGAUAUCAUUAGGGGCGUAGGGAGAAGUCUCGGUAUCGAGGUCGAGGAGUGGCUCAUCGACUGA
Messenger RNA from Colletotrichum gloeosporioides, 1485 nucleotides. RefSeq lists its product as uncharacterized. Gene Ontology annotation, biological process: DNA replication; DNA replication initiation. The record is from RefSeq and is a predicted model, not a curated record. Gene Ontology annotation, cellular component: nucleus; nuclear origin of replication recognition complex. Gene Ontology annotation, molecular function: DNA replication origin binding. The coding region runs from base 1 to 1485 and encodes 494 amino acids. NCBI's taxonomy places the organism in Eukaryota, Fungi, Ascomycota, Sordariomycetes, Glomerellales, Glomerellaceae. The transcript has 3 exons.